GCUGGAUGCAAUUUUCAUUUUCUUCCUGAUCCCGUGUGCUUCAAGUGAAGGGCCAAUGAGAACUUUGCGAGAAGAGCUUGUAAAUUCCUAGUUGAAGUCAUUGUUUAUGUGAGCGUACAGAGGUUUGGCUCGUGGCCCGCACUGUUUUUUCUUCUCCCUCUCUGCUUCCCUCUGUCCUUUAAAGCUGCGACGCCUUCGCAGAUUUCACCUCUCAGCCAAACCUGCCGGACACGCCGCCGGUGUCGAGUGAAAGACGUCUUCAUCUGUUCACUUCAGGGAGCUCCCAGGUCCUACCUCUCCUCCGUCAUGACGGAGCGCUUCGACUGCUACUACUGCCGCGACAACCUGCACGGGAAGAAGUAUGUGAAAAAGGACGAAAAGCACGUGUGCACCAAGUGCUUCGACAAGCUGUGCGCCAACACGUGCGCAGAGUGCAGGCGCCCCAUUGGUGCUGACGCCAAGGAGCUGCACCAUAAGAACCGCUACUGGCACGAGGACUGUUUCCGCUGCGCCAAGUGCUACAAGCCGCUGGCCAGCGAGCCGUUCAGCGCACGGGAUGAUGGCAAGAUAAUGUGCGGCAAGUGUGGCUCUCGGGAGGAUGGCAAUCGUUGCCAGGGCUGCUACAAGGUGGUCAUGCCAGGAUCCCAGAACGUGGAGUACAAGAACAAGGUGUGGCACGAGGAAUGCUUCACCUGCUUCGAUUGCAAGCAGCCAAUCCGCACACAGAGUUUCCUGACCAAGGGUGACGACAUCUACUGCGCUCCCUGCCAUGACAAGAAGUUUGCCAAGAAGUGCUUCCACUGCAAGCAGCCCAUCACUUCUGGAGGGAUCAGCUACCAGGACCAGCCCUGGCACUCCGAGUGUUUCGUGUGCCGCACCUGCCGCAAGGCUCUGGUGGGAGAACGCUUCACUUCCCACGAGAACAACGUUUACUGCGUGGACUGCUACAAGACCGACGUGGCCAAGAAGUGCCACGGCUGCAAGAACCCCAUCACAGGGUUCGGCCAUGGCACCAACGUGGUGAACUACGAGGGCUACUCCUGGCACGAGUACUGCUUCAACUGCAAGAGGUGCAGCCUCUCCCUGGCCAACAAGCGCUUCGUCAUCAGUGGUGAUCACAUCCACUGCCCUGACUGCGCCAAGAAGCAGUGAACUGCACGGCCACACCGUUUGAAAGUGGGAUGACACCAAAACUGACUUUUAGACUGUAACUUUGCAACAGAAAAAACAUUUCUCAUACAAAUUCUCACUUUGGAAGAUAAAAAUGUACUUAACGGUCAGUUUUGGUGAACGAUCCCUUUAUGAAGAUGAGAAGAUUAUUUUAAUUAAGUAUGCACUAGCUUGAAUUAUAUACGCAUACAUUACUGCAGCUUUAGUGACAGGGGUUGGAUACAAACAUGGUAACAGAUUAAGGAUAUGUACUAUUACUCCAAUAUAAUCCAGGAUUCUGUGCAGCUUUUUGAGACAAGGUCUUUUCAGUUACUGGAAUCUUUCCGAGAAAAAAAAUGCUUUUAGGUGCAUCCUGCUGCUCAUACAUACCAGCUCUGAUCAUUAAUGUUACAUCUCUGAAUAUUUUAAUGGAUUAAGAGCAUUUGCAAUAAUGUUUAGAGAGUGAAUUUAAAAAUACACAUUAGGGUUUGGAGCUUGAUUCUGAAAAUAUAAACUACUUGUGUAUUCCAAGACUGUUUGAGUGAAUUUCAGUGUAAAACAAGAAUAAAAGAGAGGAAUUGAAAA
Messenger RNA from Scophthalmus maximus (turbot), 1734 nucleotides. RefSeq names its product four and a half LIM domains 1a (gene fhl1a). The coding region runs from base 307 to 1152 and encodes 281 amino acids. Gene Ontology annotation, molecular function: transmembrane transporter binding. The record is from RefSeq and is a predicted model, not a curated record. The transcript has 6 exons. NCBI's taxonomy places the organism in Eukaryota, Metazoa, Chordata, Actinopteri, Pleuronectiformes, Scophthalmidae. Gene Ontology annotation, biological process: muscle organ development.